AUGUCAUACGGAUACAUGUGGUUUGAAGAGAUACCUCUCCCUGCCGUGGAUUUCAUAUCUGAACACCUCAGAGAAGACUGUGAGAGUUUUGUGUUUAAGGAUGAAGAUGUCUUAAUACUGACUUACCCCAAAUCAGGAACAAACUGGUUGAUUGAAAUUCUCUGCCUGAUUUGCUCCAAGGGGGAUCCCAAGUGGAUCCAAUCUGUGCCCAUUUGGGAACGCUCACCCUGGGUAGAGACUGACAGUGGCUAUAAUUCACUGAAGGGUAAGGAAGGCCCCCGCCUCAUCAGCUCCCGGCUCCCCAACCAACUCAUCCCCAAGUCUCUCUUCAGUUCCAAGGCCAAGGUGAUUUAUCUCAUCAGAAAUCCCAGAGAUGUUCUUGUGUCUGGUUACCUUUACUGGAGUACUUCAAAUUUUAUUAAGAAACCAGAGUCAUUGGAAUAAUAUUUUGAAUGGUUCAUCCAAGGAAUUGGUGAUUGA
This is a messenger RNA of Ceratotherium simum simum (southern white rhinoceros), 480 nucleotides long. NCBI's taxonomy places the organism in Eukaryota, Metazoa, Chordata, Mammalia, Perissodactyla, Rhinocerotidae. The record is from RefSeq and is a predicted model, not a curated record.